This is a messenger RNA of Parnassius apollo (apollo), 2127 nucleotides long. The record is from the annotation of a GenBank genome assembly. NCBI's taxonomy places the organism in Eukaryota, Metazoa, Arthropoda, Insecta, Lepidoptera, Papilionidae.
AUGGAAGUGAACGGUGUAGUUCUAUGUGAUAAUCUAAUCAAGUGGUUACAGACAUUAAACCUUACCGCAAAACAUGAAAAUCCAUCAGAGUUAUCAGAUGGUGUGGCUAUCGCUGAAGCUCUUACUCAAAUUGCACCUGAAUAUUUUACAUCUUCAUGGAUUUCCAAGAUUAAAACAGAUGUUGGUCAUAAUUGGAGAUUAAAAGUCAGCAAUUUAAAGAAGAUAUUGGAGGGUGUUGUGGACUAUCACCAGGACAUACUUAAUUUAAGCCUACAAGAGCUUUCAAGACCUGAUGUUGUCAAUAUAGCAGAAAAUGCUGAUCCAGCUGACUUGGGACGGUUGCUGCAACUGGUUCUCAGUUGUGCAGUUAAUUGCAAUAAAAAGGAAGAGUACAUCACUCGUAUUAUGGAACUAGAGCUAUCAUGUCAGCGCUCGAUAAUGCAAGCAAUACAGGAAUUGGAGACAUUGACUCUGGGACCGAAUCGAGGCAGCUUACACUUGGAGCCGGCAGCCGCUGAAACUGAUGUUGAUAUGCGAGAUGCCCUUGCACAGAGAUGUCAUGAGCUUGAUAACCAGGUGAAAAUUCUUCAAGAGGAGAAGAUGACGCUGUUAAGCGAGGUUAGCCGGUUAACGGCGUCUCAGUCGGGCGGAGGGUUAGGUGGGGCAGGUAUGGGCGGUGAGUCGGGGGAGGAGCUGGUGGAGCGGGAGCUGGACGAGGCGGGCGCGUCGCUGGGGCCUGCUCACGCCGGCACGCUGCGCUACAGCCACAUGCGCGCGCAGCUCGACGCGCUCAAGCACGAGCUGGACAAGCUGGAGCUGCAGCGCGACGACCAGCGCGCGCGGGCCGACCAGCUCGAGCGCGAGCUCGCCAUGCUGCGCCUCAAGAACGACGAACUGCAGAUGGCUGCUUCAGAGAACGUAGCUCUGAAGGAUGAAUUAGACGCCCUGCGCGAGACGGCGGCUAAGGCGGCCGCUCUCGAGGCGACUGUGGCCUCUUACAAAAAAAGGAUGGAAGAGCACGUCGAUUUGAGGAGACAGGUAAAAUUACUAGAGCGCGCUAAUAUGGAGCACGUGCAGCGCGCAAUCGAGCAAGAGCAGGCUGCAACUAGGGCGAAUGCUAUCCGGGCACAACUUGAUAUCUACAAGAAACAGGUAAUGGAUCUCAACGAGAAGCUGGACGCGGAAAUUACGAAAGCAGACAAAUUAGAGAUAGAGAACAAGAAGCUGAGUAGUCGCUCGGCGUCGUUGCAGAGAGAACGUGAUGCUCUGCUGCAAGAACGCGACACGCUGCGAGAGACCGUCGACGAACUGCGUUGCUCUACCAUUACGGCAGGCGCCAGUGAAGAUAACGUGUCCAAGGAACUGAUGCCCAAUGAUUUGAAGGAACGUUUGGUACGGCUCGAACAUGAGAAUAAGUUAUUACGGCAAAAUCAAGGAGCACAAGCUGAUCAGGCUUCAGUUCAGGCGCUGCUGGAGGACUACGCGGCGCGGCUGGAGAAGCAGCGCGCGCUGAACCGCGAGGCCAACCAGCGCAUCAUGCAGCUGGAGGCCUCGCUCGAGGCGCCGCACCCGCGCCUCGCCUCCGCCAUCGAGGACAGCCAGCGGAAAUCGCUGCAAGUGGAGGAGCUGCAGGGCGCGCUGGCGGAGGAGCGGCGACGCGGCGCCAAGCUGCAGGAGGCGCUGGCGGCGCGCGACGCCGAGCUGCUCGCGCACGAGGACAAGUACAAGAAGUGCGUCGAGAAGGCCAAGGAGGUCAUCAAGUCGCUCGACCCCAGGACCAUAACCACCGGGCAGCAGUCGCUGUCGGAUAUAACGCUGGGCUACUCGCGCGCGGGCGCCAGCAACGCGAGCGCGUCGCGUACCGACGCGCCGAACAACACCCGCCACGACUGGAGUGGAAGCGGAAGCGGCAGCGAGGACGCGCGUUCCAGCAGCAACGAGCAGCGGCUGCUGGCGUCCGCGUGGUACCAGCUCAGCAUGCGCUGCCACCGCGAGGCCGUCGAGCAGCGGUUCGCGCUCCUGGCGGGCGGCCAUUCGUUCCUCGCGCGGCAGCGGCGCCAGCAGCCACGCACGCGAGCGCCCGCCGCCGCCUCCACGCCCGCGCCCGCUUCCGCGCACGCACCAUGA